Messenger RNA from Ipomoea nil (Japanese morning glory), 857 nucleotides. Its product is annotated as protein ACCELERATED CELL DEATH 6-like. Bases 194 to 772 code for a protein of 192 amino acids. Gene Ontology annotation, cellular component: plasma membrane. The transcript has 2 exons. Lineage: Eukaryota; Viridiplantae; Streptophyta; Magnoliopsida; Solanales; Convolvulaceae. Gene Ontology annotation, molecular function: protein phosphatase 1 binding; protein phosphatase regulator activity. The record is from RefSeq and is a predicted model, not a curated record.
CUAAAUGAGUGAUUUUUUUGAUACAAUAAUACCUUUUAAUUGCUAGCAUUAACGAAUCAUGUUACCGUAAAAGGUGGAUGUCCAAUGGAAGACUCAAAGUAUCUGCAAGAGUGCAUAUUGUCUGGUAUCAUAUAUAUUCCUUUCAAGUGGUACAAAUCAUUUCUCAAAUUAAUCCAAACAAGGCUGUCGAGAAAUGGCUUCACCCAGCGUAGAAGUGCCUGCCGGCAAUAAUGGCGGUGGCGGUGGGGCAGUGCAUCGGUAUUUUGGCGGGUACACCGAUAAAGAUAUGGUGGAUGCAGCAAAUCCGCAAAUUACUAUCAUAGUGGCCACUCUAAUAACAACCAUAACCUUCGCAGCCGCGUUCGCAGUGCCGGGCAGCUACGAGACCGAAGCUCAACCCAAAGGCGCGCCGAUCCUCCUAAAAAACGCCGCUUUCCAAGCAUUUCUCGUCACCAACACAGUCGCUUUCGUCUGCUCUCUCGCCGCAAUCUUCGCUUACAUCGUCAUGGUCGAGGAAGCGAUGCUUUACAAGAGAUCCAAACCCAUCUGGCUACUCUACGACUACUCUGGAUUUCUGGUUCUUGUCGCUUUGAUAGCAAUCGUCCUUGCGUUCGUUACGGGGAGUUACUCCAUUUUAGCGCAUGCGCAUUCAACCGCCAUUGCUGUUACUGUCACUGUCUUGGGCCUCACUUUCUUCCCUCUUAUUUUUUACGUUUUACGAAUCUUUAUUCUAGGGGGAGCGAUAUCAAAUACUGAAAUACUUGACUUGUAAUUUUAGGUUAAUGACUUUCAAAUUUGUAUAUUCAGUUGAGUUUCGAUUUAAUCUUAAUAUUAAUGUAUAAAAUAAAAUAAAUUAA